AUCAACUCUAGAACGCGCAUUAGCUAAACAAGCCUUUGGUUCUCUUUGGUUGUGGCUCCUGCGUGUGCGCUGAAGUUUCCUGUUGAAGGCUUGAUGUUGGAAAGAACCAUGGCGGCCACUGAGAUAGCUCGACAAGCGGGUGAGGGUGCACGUGCUGUCCCACUCUCUGGUCAUGUUGGCUUCGACAGCAUGCCAGACCAACUGGUCAACAAAUCUGUCAACCAUGGCUUCUGCUUCAAUAUUCUCUGUGUUGGUGAGACGGGUUUGGGAAAGUCCACCCUCAUGGACACCCUGUUCAACACCAAGUUUGAGGGUGAACCUACACAGCACAAUCAGCCUGGAGUCCAGCUCAAAUCCAACACAUACGAGCUGCAGGAAAGCAAUGUUCGCCUCAAACUCACUGUUGUCAACACUGUAGGCUUUGGAGAUCAGAUCAAUAAAGAGGACAGUUACAAGUCUAUUGUGGAGUUCAUCGAUGCUCAGUUUGAAGCAUACCUCCAGGAGGAACUGAAGAUUAAACGUACCCUACACAGUUAUCAUGAUACACGGAUUCACGCCUGUCUGUAUUUUAUUGCCCCCACUGGACACUCCUUAAAGUCCCUAGACCUGGUUACAAUGAAAAAGCUGGACAGUAAGGUGAAUAUUAUCCCCAUCAUUGCUAAAUCUGAUGCCAUCUCAAAGAGUGAACUUGCCAAAUUCAAGAUCAAGAUCACCAGUGAGUUAGUGAGCAAUGGUGUACAAAUCUACCAGUUCCCCACUGACGAUGAGACCGUGGCAGAGAUCAACUCCACCAUGAAUGGUCAUUUACCUUUUGCUGUGGUGGGAAGCACUGAGGAAGUGAAGAUUGGGAACAAGAUGGUGCGAGCACGGCAGUACCCCUGGGGAACCGUCCAGGUGGAGAAUGAGAAUCACUGUGAUUUCGUGAAGCUCAGGGAGAUGCUGAUCAGGGUGAACAUGGAGGACCUGCGGGAGCAGACCCACACACGCCACUAUGAGCUCUACCGCCGCUGCAAGCUGGAGGAGAUGGGAUUCAAAGACACUGACCCCGACAGCAAACCCUUCAGCCUCCAGGAAACAUACGAGGCCAAGAGGAACGAGUUCAUGGGCGAGCUGCAGAAGAAAGAGGAGGAGAUGAGGCAGAUGUUUGUCCAGAGAGUCAAAGAGAAGGAGGCAGAGCUAAAAGAGGCAGAGAAGGAGCUGCAUGAAAAGUUUGACCGUCUCAAGAAGCUUCACCAGGAUGAGAAGAAGAAACUGGAGGACAAAAAGAAGUCUCUCGAUGAUGAGCUCAACAGCUUCAAGCAGAAAAAGACGGCCGCAGAGCUGCUGCAGUCCCAGGCCCAGCAGGCAGGGGGCUCCACCACACUCAAGAGGGAAAAAGAGAGGAAAAAUAAUCCCUGGCUCUGCACUGAGUAGUAUCUUCACUCCAAUGGCUUUGAUAAGGGACCAGGCCAAGACUAAAAGGGGGGCCAGUGUGGACCCAGUCCCCUGUGUUUCUCAUAUCACCUCUUAUAUUUGGAUUGUGGGCACUUUCUGCUGCUUUUUACUAACAUUUAUAUUUAUUGUCUUAAUAAAACGUUGUGAUUUGUUUGAGGCUGCCUUAAUUUGCUGUAUAUGUUUUUGAUGUGUUGUGUGACUAAUAUGCUUCAAAAUGUUUGCCUCUUUAGGGCUGUGUGAAGUGAGAAUGUAAUUACUAUAAAAAUGUUCCAGUAAAAUGGAAAAGACCAACUGAUAUAUUUGUUUAGAAGUGAUGGAUUAGGUUGCUCUUGAUCACAGCCAACCAAGAAUACACACUGAAAUCCAUGCAUGUUCUAAAAUGAAGAUAAUUAGAAAUGUAAAAAAAUUCCAGGAUGUACAGUGCGUUUGAAGGAGGGCCAUCAGUUCCUUUCUGCCUACUUUCUGAAUGCUUCAUGCUUUUGGCUGGCGAAGGAAAAAUCAGAGUGCCCAUUUCCCAUUGACUUUCCACUGGUGCUAAUAAUUUCAAUGCCUUCCUGAUACUUUCUCUAAUCUGCAUUUGUGUCUCCUCCCUUUCUCUAGCUUCUUUUAACUCUGUCUUGGCUGCCUGUCUGAAGAGGGGAUUGCAGCUUCAACAAGAAACAAAGCAUCCACUCUUUUUCUUGUCUCACUCUGUCAGCCUUUUUAUUUUUAAAGUUUUAAUUUUAUUUAAGUUUUAAAACUUCAAUGCUGUCUGCCCUGUUGAACAUGGCCUUAUGUGGACUUAAAGGGAUAGUUCACCCCAAAAUGAAAAUUCUCUCAUAAUUUACUCACCCUAAUGCCAUCCCUGAUGUGUAUGACUUUCUAUCUUCAGCUGAAGAAAAACAAAGAUUUUUGGAAGAAUUUUUCAGCUCUGUAGGUCAUCACAAUGCAAGUGAAUGAGUGCCAAAAUGUUGCAGCUCCAAAAUGCACUAAACGGAGCAUACAAGUAAUCCAUAAGACUCCAUUGGUUAAAAUGAUGUCUUCCGAAUCUAUAAGCUAGGUGUGGGUAAGAAACAGAUCGAUAUUUAUGUAAUUUUGAUUUUGAAGAUUUGCAUUUUUCAUGCAUAUCACCCCCGAGACAUUAUGGUAAAAACUGACUUAAUUCUAUGGACUUACAGAGCUGAGAUAUUGUUCUAAAUAUAUUAAUUUGUAUUGUGCAAAUGAGGUCAUGAACAUAUGGGAUGUCUUGAGGGUGAGAAAAUUAUGAGAGAAUUUUCAUUUUUGGGUGAACUAUCCCUUUAACAUGGUAUUUUUCUCAAUUCACCAUAAAUAUUAGCUCUGUUUCCCAACCAGGGCAUUGAGUGCAACACCAGAACCAAAGCUCUGUUAGAAAACAAAGGAAUGCUUAUUUAUUUUAGCGUGUUGAGGGAUAAGCCUCAGCUUUUUACAUCUAUUGAUAUUGCCUUGCAGUCUUAAUCUGUUUAAUUACCCAAUCUUUUUAAGUUUCUUUUUAUGAAUAAAUGUGUUUGUGAUUGAACAGGCAUGUCCUCACAAAAAUUAACACUGUUAACUGAGGAUCGAGAAGAUACUAACUCAUCACUAUAGUAAACAUUUCAUUUAGGGUGGGAAACUAUGUUGAGUAAGAUUAUCUCUAUUAAGACUUGAAAACAUUUUGACAAACUGGCUGUGAAACAUUGAGAAAAUCCAAAGAAUAUGGGCCCGCACAUUCCUGGUUGUGUUAAAAGUGAGAGAUGAACCUAUUUAACUCUAAAUAGAAACUUGAUUUGAAAGCAUAAGGUAAAUGUAAUUCAAAUCUGAAGGUUAUUGUAUGUUUUGUAAAGCCCUAUAUCUUUUACAGCAAUAUAGUUCUAAUGUAAUUAUUUUAAAAGCAUAUUGUCUUGGAGAGUAAUGGAGCACCUAUUGAAAUACUAUGUAGGUCACAUUCAGUGCCAUUUUUUAUAUCCUUUAUCUUCUGUUCUUUUGCAUGCUCUAAAUAUAUUUUUGUUUAUGUAUAGAAUAUGGACUCUGCUUAAAAGCAUCUUUUUUUAUAAUUAUUUUAUCAGGUCUAUUCAUUCCAGGUACAAUGUGCAGUCUAUUCAUAAAUGAAAUUUCCCAUGUUGCCAAAUAAUGCAUUUAGAUGUGUCAAGAGGGUCAAAGGUUUUCAGUAAUUUCAUUUUUGGACAAGUCUGUUACGAGGUACAGACAUUGAUGCAUAUGUGCAUUACAUUUGACUUUUUAAGAAGCUAUUUUGCAUAUCAAUAUAGAGACUUGUUUUAAUGAUUAUUGAUAAGUGACUGUUUUCUGUGUGAAACAUGUUGGGUGUCCAGAUUGGCCUACAUUUUUCUAGUCAUCUUCCAUAUUUCCCCCUUAAUGUCAAUUACCCCGCCCCUGUAAUACCAGAAAUUUGUGAAAUAUUUAACUAGUAAAAUUCCAUGGUGUACAUUUUCAAUAAAACUACAU
Xyrauchen texanus (razorback sucker) is the source of this 3873-nucleotide messenger RNA. It is a transcript of the gene septin6, whose product is annotated as septin 6. The transcript is spliced from 10 exons. The coding region runs from base 94 to 1413 and encodes 439 amino acids. The record is from RefSeq and is a predicted model, not a curated record. NCBI's taxonomy places the organism in Eukaryota, Metazoa, Chordata, Actinopteri, Cypriniformes, Catostomidae. Gene Ontology annotation, molecular function: GTP binding; GTPase activity; molecular adaptor activity. Gene Ontology annotation, cellular component: septin complex; septin ring; microtubule cytoskeleton. Gene Ontology annotation, biological process: cytoskeleton-dependent cytokinesis; cilium assembly.